Messenger RNA from Brenthis ino (lesser marbled fritillary), 1779 nucleotides. The record is from the annotation of a GenBank genome assembly. NCBI's taxonomy places the organism in Eukaryota, Metazoa, Arthropoda, Insecta, Lepidoptera, Nymphalidae.
AUGGAGGAAAAACAACUUUAUAGCGCAUUAACAGUAUACAGAGAAAGAGGAGCAUAUUUGCGACGCCUUGAACAAUUUGAAAAAGCUAAGGCAUCAUACGAUGAAGCCUUCAGAAAUGCACCAGACGAUGUUCGAAUGCUCACUGGCCGAAGUCAGGUAUGUGCAGAUGCAGUUCAACCUAUUCAAGCAUACUCUGAUGCAGAAUUGGCCCUUAAAUUAGAACCUGGAAAUAUGAAUGCUCGAAAUAUGCAAGCUCGAGCAAUGUACACUAUGUCUGAUUUUGAAAAAUCAGUAGUAAUGAAUUACAGAGGUGCUAGACAUCGACAUCAACCACCUUAUUUCAUAGAGGGAAUAAAUCAAGGAGUUGAGACUAUUCAAGACUGUAUUGGAGUCAAUGCAGGAAAUGUUAUGUUAGAGUUUUUACCAUUAAUAAAACAUAAUGAAGCAGUACGUGUUGAUGAAGAUGAUCCACAGAAACCUCCACAUGUAUCUAGAAUACCUAAACCGAAAAAGAAGCGAAAACUUACUCAAAUGGAGGCUCGUAAACAUUUGACUUUAUCACGUGUAUUGGCAAUGAAAUACUUAGGGCCAAUGGCAUAUGACAAAUUUUUUCUACUAGAACUUAUGGAAGAUCAAAGGCUUAAAUCUGCAAACGCAGGUGGAAGUGUAGAAUUAAAAUGUAUUGUCAAGGAAGCUUUAAGAUCACUUAGUCAGAGACAAGAUAUGUUGCGAUCACAGAGACCAUAUUAUACGGUCAAACUUGCAGAAAAGGCUGAAUCAAAACAUCAGAAUCAGCACAAAGAAAAUGUUCUAAUUAAAGAGCGUGAGAUUGGUGCAAGGACAGCAGAGAGACUUCUAAAACAAAUAGAAAAGAGUAUGCGUGAGAAUCGCGUAAUGGAUUUAAUUGCUCAAGCAGAACGAAUGCAAAUGUUCCUUGACGGUAAAACACCAAGAACUCUUCCAGAUAAAGAAGUAUACACAGAUCGUUUGUAUCGUGCUGUUGGAGAAGCCUAUCUAUCACAACAUCGUCUUUCGUAUACUCUAAGUGAACGUGGAAAUCGACGUCGUAUUGCUUUCCUGAUGGGCUUACCAGUAGGACGCCCAACAUCAUUUGAUUCUGUCAUGGCUAAUUAUCCUUAUAAAUUUAUAGAUAUAAAACAAGCUACUGCAAAAGUAAUGGCGACGUUGGAAAUGUGUGAAAAUUCAACUAUGAAAUGUUGGCUAAUGUAUGAAAUUGCUCGCCUCUUAUGUACUCAAAAGAAUUACGCACUUGCUAAGUUCUAUGCCAAGCGAUGUCAACGAGAAGCUCAAGAAAUAAAUAAUGUCACUUGGUGGCUCAAUGGGUGUUUCGUUCUUAUGAGUGGGGACAUGCAACAAGGUAAUUCAAACGAAGUUCGCAUACAAGUCGAAGAAGCUUAUGAAUUUUCAAAAAAAAUGCAAGAUCCAGAACGUGUACAAGCAUUCUUAAGCAAGUGUGCUGAAAUGGCGACAGAGACAAUGACUGCAGAUGAAAGAAAAGCCAUAAUGCAACGUGAACGACAAAUUAUAGGCGUAAUGGAUGAAAGUCAACGCGUUGAAACGCAAGUAUUGUUCAAACGGAUGUCUACAGUUCCGCCUGGUCGACGCUUUUCAGUUUUGCCACGAAAGUCAGAACCUGGCGAGGAACGAGUAGAACGUAAGCGUCGACGCCAAAGAGGGCUGUCAGUUAUACCUGGUCCGGAGAGAGCUCUACCACCUCCACCAAAAUCUGGCACUCUUGGAUUCCAGGUUUUCGAUAUU